Solenopsis invicta (red fire ant) is the source of this 792-nucleotide messenger RNA. RefSeq lists its product as uncharacterized. The record is from RefSeq and is a predicted model, not a curated record. The transcript is spliced from 2 exons. Bases 1 to 792 code for a protein of 263 amino acids. NCBI's taxonomy places the organism in Eukaryota, Metazoa, Arthropoda, Insecta, Hymenoptera, Formicidae.
AUGUCUUAUGAAGAGAAAAGUCGGUUACGUGAAAUGUUAGACGAUUUGUUAGAGCAAAAAGUCAUUCGUACGGGAAGUUCGGAAUAUGCAUCAAGAAUAGUGCUAAUUAAAAAGAAAAAUGGGAAAACGCGAUUAUGUGUCGACUAUCAAAUUUUAAAUAAAAUCACGGCGAGAGACAAUUACCCGCUUCCGGUGAUCGAGGACCAAAUUAACGCGUUGCAUGGUAAAAGAUUUUUUACGUCCUUAGAUCUUAAGGACGGUUUCCAUCAUGUUUUUGUAGCUGAAGAUAGUAUUAAAUAUACCGCGUUCAUAACGCCAUUUGGAAUUGAUCUGCAAGGCAUACCAUUCAAAAUAGUCACGGAUUGUAACGCUCUUGUUAUAACUUUAAAUAAAAAAGACAUAAAUCCACGAAUUGUGAGGUGGGCGUUAGAAUUACAGAAUUUUGAUUAUAGUACCGAACAUAGACCUGGAAAAAGAAUGGCGCAUGUCGACGCGCUCAGUCGAACGAAUAGCGUUUUGGUAGUUGAAGAUAACACUUUUGAAUUUAAUUUAACGGUGUGUCAAGCGCAAGACACAAAGAUUAAAGAAUUAAGAACACGACUUGAAAGGGAGCAAGGUGGUCUAUUUGAAAUGCAAAACGGAAUCGUUUGUAGAAAAGGAAAAGACAAACUCAUGUUUUAUGUGCCUCACUCGAUGGAGAAGGAAUUAUUACAAAAAUAUCACAAUGAGUUUGGUCAUUUCGAUGUAGAUAAGACGCGUUCCUUCAGGAAAGUUACUGGUUUCCCGAGAUGA